AUGAAAGAGAGUAGGGUGAAACCUGAUCAUAUAACAUUUGUUGCGAUCCUAAGUGCAUGUAGCCAUAUUGGCUUGCUAGAGGAAGGAUGCAGGUUUCUGAAAUCUAUGGAAUCAGAAUAUGGGAUUCCACCGAGAAUGGAGCAUUAUGCCUGUGGGGUUGAUCUAUAUGGGCGUGCUGGGUGUCUCAGUGAGGCAAAAGCUUUGAUUGAGGCAAUGCCUUUUGAACCUGAUGCAAUGGUAUGGAAGACUUUACUUGGGGCCUGUAGGAUUUGUGGUGACAUUGAAUUAGCUACUCAGGUAGCAAGCCUUUUGCUAGAGAUAGAGCCUGAAGAGCACUGCACUUAUGUUCUUCUCUCGAACAUGUAUGGGCGUCUUAGGCUGUGGGAUGCAAAGGCUAGCGUGACCAGGCUUAUGAGAGAAAAUGGGGUGAAAAAAGUCCCUGGUUGGAGUUGGAUGGAAGUUCACAAUGAGGUGCAUGCUUUUAAUGCAGAAGAUCAUUCCCACUCCCAUUGUGAAGAGAUAUACCUUGCAUUGGGUGGACUAAUGGAGGAAAUCAAGAGCUUGGGCUUUGUUACUAGUUCAAAGGUUUUGAUGCAUGAUGUUGAUCACGUGGAUGAGUGUAUUGAUUCAACACUUUGUUUGGGUUAG
Juglans regia (Persian walnut) is the source of this 648-nucleotide messenger RNA. RefSeq names its product putative pentatricopeptide repeat-containing protein At3g25970. The record is from RefSeq and is a predicted model, not a curated record. The coding region runs from base 1 to 648 and encodes 215 amino acids. Gene Ontology annotation, biological process: RNA modification. Gene Ontology annotation, molecular function: RNA binding; protein binding. The transcript has a single exon. NCBI's taxonomy places the organism in Eukaryota, Viridiplantae, Streptophyta, Magnoliopsida, Fagales, Juglandaceae.